Molecule: messenger RNA, 3433 nt
Organism: Podarcis raffonei (Aeolian wall lizard)
Lineage: Eukaryota; Metazoa; Chordata; Lepidosauria; Squamata; Lacertidae
Gene: RCOR1
Product: REST corepressor 1
Exons: 12
Coding region: 385-1818 (477 amino acids)
Biological process (GO): negative regulation of DNA-templated transcription; regulation of transcription by RNA polymerase II
Cellular component (GO): transcription regulator complex; histone deacetylase complex
Molecular function (GO): transcription corepressor activity
Source: RefSeq, a predicted model, not a curated record
AGGGAAGUGCAAGGAGAGAGAGCGAGAGGAGGGGAUGAGCUUCAAAGUUCGAGGCUUCCUCUCAUUGCAGGGAAUUUCCCCCCCAUCUUCUUUGAAGGAAGGGAAGAGGAGAGACGGGAGAUUGCAAUAAAAGCAGCCUCUGGGAAAAAGCUUUGCAAUUGCAGCUUGCUUCCCCUCCCCUUUCUUUGCAAAAAAAGGGGGGAGGAAAAAAUAAAAGAAAGCAGCAAGCUCGUCUUCUGCUAUUCCCUUCUCUCCUCCCUCUAAAUCCUGACUCUUUCCUUUUCACCUUCUCUCUAUCUCUCCCCCCCCCCCAACAACCCUUCACACUCCUCCUCUUCUUCUUUCCUAUUUAUUUAUUUUUUUUGCCUCCCCCCCCAACCCCCAAUGCCAGCCAUGAUAGAGAAGGGCCCGGAGAUCUCAGGCAAAAGAAGGGGCAGGAACAAUAAUGCCAGCAGCCAGGCGAGCGGCGCUGCUUCUCAGGGCGCCUCUGGCUCCGUCGCAGCCGGCAGCGCCAACAAUGGGAAUAAUAGUAAAAGUUUGGCAUCGGCGGCAUCGGCGGCGGCGCCCAAUGGCAAUGGCAGCAGCGCCGCCAACUCUUGGGAAGAGGGCAGCUCGGGGUCUUCCAGCGAUGAGGAGCAUGGAGGCGGCGGCAUGAGAGUGGGACCCCAAUACCAAGCCGUCGUUCCCGACUUCGACCCUGCUAAACUUGCAAAGCGGUCCCAGGAGAGAGAAAAUCUUGGUAUGCUGGUCUGGUCGCCCAACCAGAAUAUUUCUGAAGCAAAGUUGGAUGAAUACAUCGCUAUUGCAAAAGAAAAGCACGGCUACAACAUGGAGCAGGCCCUGGGGAUGCUAUUUUGGCACAAGCACAACAUUGAGAAGUCUCUGGCUGACCUGCCCAACUUCACCCCCUUCCCAGAUGAAUGGACGGUUGAAGACAAAGUCUUGUUUGAGCAGGCUUUCAGUUUCCACGGAAAAACAUUUCACCGGAUUCAGCAAAUGCUUCCUGACAAAUCGAUAGCAAGCCUGGUGAAGUUCUACUACUCCUGGAAAAAGACGAGAACCAAAACGAGUGUCAUGGAUCGUCAUGCUCGGAAGCAGAAAAGGGAGAGGGAAGAAAGCGAGGAUGAAAUAGAAGAAGCAAAUGGAACUAACCCUAUCGAUAUUGAGGUUGAACAAAACAAGGAGAACAAAAAAGAGAUUUCUACUUUGCAGGUUCCUCUGGUGGAAACAGUUCCUCAGGUGAAGAAGGAAAAGCACAGUACCCAGGCAGCUAAGAACAGAGCCAAGAGGAAACCUCCCAAAGGAAUGUUCCUUUCUCAAGAAGAUGUGGAGGCAGUCUCCGCCAACGCGACAGCUGCUACCACCUUGCUGAGGCAACUGGAUAUGGAAUUGGUCUCCAUCAAACGGCAGAUUCAGAAUAUCAAGCAAACAAACAGCGCUCUGAAAGAGAAACUUGAAGGAGGAGUCGAACAAUAUCGGCUGCCGGAGGUUACGCUGAAAUGCAACGCGCGCUGGACCACUGACGAGCAGCUUCUUGCUGUACAAGCCAUCAGGAAAUAUGGUCGAGAUUUUCAGGCAAUCUCUGAUGUGAUUGGAAACAAGUCUGUGGUGCAGGUGAAGAACUUUUUUGUAAAUUACCGGCGGCGUUUUAACAUAGACGAAGUCCUACAGGAGUGGGAAGCAGAGCAUGGCAAAGAAGAGACGAACGGAACUAGUACGCAGAAACCCGUAAAGUCACCAGAUAAUACCAUUAAAGUUUCCGAAGAAGAAGAUGAGGCAACUUCUGUUUUGGAUGUCAGAUAUACAUCCGCAUCAUGAGAAACUCAGGUAGCCUAGAACAAUGUUGAUGUUUUGACUACUGUUGGUUAUCCAUGAUAUCAGGUAUUAGCAAAACCUCAAGACAGCCAUCAUAUCUCCGUGGACAAGCAGCUAUUACCAAAAAGAGAGAGAGAAGAAGAAGAAGAAGAAGAGAACAAAUCACGAACCAAGGCAAAAACACUUCUGUUCCUGUGCUACAUUUGCCUUAAUUUUCUCCUCAUUCCUCCAUACUGCCUCCAUUUGCUCUUCUGCAGUUCCUGGGACAAGCUCUCUGCCCUUCAACAACACCCAACUUCAAAGCAUUAGCUUCUCCUUGAGCCAUCUACGUGCCGGCAUGCAAAAAACCUCUUACCAGCCAGCUCUCCUCCCCCUCCUGCUCCUCCCCACGCUCAGAGGUUGACCCCUAAAACCAGGGGUGUUUCUUGCUCCCUAGUAGUAUGUAUUUCUGUACGGCCUUGUGUGGUUUCAGGUUACUUUAUGGUGUAAUCAUUAUUCUUACAGUGACAUUUUAAAAUCUUUUUCUUUUUCUUAAAAAAAAAUUAUAUACAUAUAUAUAUAUAUAUAUAUAUAUAUAUAUAUAUAUAUAUAUAUAUGAAUGAACUCUCCAUCAAAAACAUGUAUUGAGCAUGGGCUAGGAUGGCAUGGUGGCUUCUCUGAAGUCAGGGGACCUGGCAAGUAGGUAGGAUUUCAGGGCUGCAAGCGGUAGACCACCCGCCUCCUAGCACAUGCAGAAGCUGUAUUCUGAUCCUUUUUAUUUUUAAAGAAAACUCCAUUCUUAGUUGUGAUUUCUAUUAUCGUCAUUAUUAUUGUCGUAAUGGACCUUCUUACUUAGUGCAAAAGGGAAUGUGCAGCCUAUAACCUGCUUUGGAACAAUCUGUUGGUCGAUCAAUGUAUAUGCACCCAAACACCCGUGUUCUUUCAUUAUAACCUCCCAGCGAAUGCUGACACAGCUGAGUUCCUUUGACCGUCUUAAGGGGUUCGGGCAAAAGCAGCAGCCUUUGCCAUUCGCUCCGGGGUUCUUCUGCAUCUGUUUGAUACUUCUGUUGUCUUAAGGAAGGGACUUGGCGCCCCACCAAAGUGAACAGAGGCUGCACAGUCUCUGCGCUUGGCAAAUGGCUUGCUUGGCCAUGACAUUGCGAUGCAAAUUAGGAUAGAGAGCUUCAGUCCUUUAAAAUGUGUGUUUGAACAGAGGGGACACACAGACACACACACCCUGUCCCCUUUCUCCCACCCCAAGAGCUCCUUCAAGCUGCUGUCGCUUAGUUCCUUCCAACACGCGGAGCCCAGCUGUGUGGCAAAGGCCGUUGUGGCAAGUUCUACUUUCUAGGAGCUGGGAUGGAGCUGGCUUGAGGAACAGAGGCUUGGAGGUUCCUCCUCCUUAGACUUCUGAACUUGGCAGUAUGGAGGCGGCGUGGGUACCAAAGGAGCCCUUCAGCUGAAAGAUGUAGGAUGUAGCGUUCUUAAAUAUUUUCAUUAGCUGUAAUAACGAUGCAAAAUUAAAUAAUUUUAAUCAGGGAUGUCCAGGGGUUAAUUUAUGUGCGCGUGUUUUUAGUUGACUUCAUUGCCACAGUACCCUUAACGUAGAAAUCAAUUUCAAAUAAAGUUGCAACCUCAA